CAAAAGAAUCUUAGAGACAAACUUUUCCUACUCUAACAAGGCCGAGGCGGGGAUGGCAACGGCGAUGUCGAUGUCGACGACGACGGCGACGGCGACGACGGCGAAAACGACGUCUUUGAUGAGCGUCAGCCUCCGACGAAGCUGGAGCUUAAAGGCGUUCUCCGUCAAAGCAGCUUCUUCACGUUGUUCAACUUCAGAAUUCGACCCAAAAAUCCCGAUCGAAAAAGCACCAACUCCUCCCUUCUCCUGGUACUCUCUCCCCUCUUUUCACUCCCUGGAGCUCGAUCGAAUCUUCUAUAAAACCUGGCAGGUCGUAGGGUGCAGUGAAGAGAUUAAGGAUCCUGGAGACUAUUUCACUGGCAGAGUUGGAAGCGUCGAGUUUGUGGUGUGUAGAGAUGAUAAUGGGAAGGUUCGUGCAUUCCACAAUGUCUGUCGUCACCAUGCUUCGCUUCUUGCUUAUGGAAGUGGGAAAAAGUCUUGCUUUGUGUGCCCUUAUCAUGGAUGGACUUAUGGGUUAGACGGACCGCUUCUUAAGGCUACUAGAAUAACGGGAAUUCAGAAUUUCAAUGUAAAUGAAUUUGGGCUAAUACCAAUUCAAGUAGCUAUCUGGGGACCAUUUGUUCUUCUCAAUAUGGAGCAGAAAGUUACUAGUGAUGUAGAUGAUGUGGCAAAUGAAUGGCUUGGUAGCGCUUCAGAAGUGCUGAAUACUAAUGGAGUUGAUUCUUCGCUAAGUUAUAUUUGUAGACGAGAAUAUACUAUUGAAUGUAACUGGAAGGUGUUCUGUGACAAUUACUUGGAUGGGGGAUAUCAUGUUCCAUAUGCGCAUAAAGGCCUCGCAAAUGGUCUUAAGCUUGAUUCCUACUCUACCACAAUAUUUGAAAAGGUUAGCAUCCAGAUUUGUGAAGGUGGCUCGAUGGAGGGGAAAGAUGAUUACGAUCGACUUGGAUCAAAAGCUUUCUAUGCUUUUAUUUAUCCCAAUUUUAUGAUUAAUAGGUAUGGUCCAUGGAUGGAUACCAACCUAGUACUCCCUUUAGGACCCAAGAAAUGCCAAGUCGUGUUUGACUAUUUUCUUGAACCUUCCCUUAAGGAUGACAAAGAUUUCAUAAAUAGAAGCUUACAAGACAGUGAAAGAGUACAGAUGGAAGAUGUGGCGCUAUGUGAAGGUGUUCAAAGGGGGCUCGAGUCGCCGGCGUAUUGUUUCGGUAGAUAUGCUCCAAAAGUUGAGAAUGCUAUGCACCAUUUUCAUUGUUUGCUUCAUUCUAGCCUAAAUGAAUAAUUGUGCUUAGACAAGAAUGAACCAAAGUUGUUAGUUCUUAUUCUUCCAAUUCACUGUUGUUACAUAUUUCUCAAGUGCCAUAAUCCACGCUGUACAUAAAAUAAAUUCAAGAACCGUUUUGUUCACACGGUUAGGUUUUUUGCCAUUUGGCACAAACGCAUUAUUUGGCUAUCUUAAUUUUUAUGUUCUUAAUAGAGAAUCUGGAAAGACGCUAAUUAGAACUAUGACCACGGUGUACAUAAUAUAAGAAAUGUACCAAUGGGGUCUAUUGACUUAUUUAAUUCUUUUUUUUUUUUUUUCAUUUGUUAAUGGCACAACAGGUCCAUUAACUUUUUAGGUUUGUGACAAUAUGAUCCCCGAUCUAAUUUUAUGGGCAAAAAUAUUUCCGAAUUAGAUUUUAAAGGCAACAGUAGUCCUAACCACGAACAUAAGUUUUGAAUCACCAUC
Messenger RNA from Morus notabilis, 1723 nucleotides. RefSeq names its product choline monooxygenase, chloroplastic. The coding region runs from base 53 to 1276 and encodes 407 amino acids. The transcript is spliced from 10 exons. Gene Ontology annotation, molecular function: iron ion binding; 2 iron, 2 sulfur cluster binding. Lineage: Eukaryota; Viridiplantae; Streptophyta; Magnoliopsida; Rosales; Moraceae. The record is from RefSeq and is a predicted model, not a curated record.